Messenger RNA from Musca domestica (house fly), 2341 nucleotides. RefSeq names its product protein crooked neck (gene crn). NCBI's taxonomy places the organism in Eukaryota, Metazoa, Arthropoda, Insecta, Diptera, Muscidae. The coding region runs from base 114 to 2276 and encodes 720 amino acids. Gene Ontology annotation, cellular component: U2-type catalytic step 2 spliceosome; Prp19 complex; precatalytic spliceosome. The record is from RefSeq and is a predicted model, not a curated record. Gene Ontology annotation, biological process: mRNA splicing, via spliceosome; spliceosomal complex assembly. Gene Ontology annotation, molecular function: protein binding. The transcript has 3 exons.
GAUGUCAUAUCAUUUUGACAGCUGCUUUUUUGACAUGUUAUUGUUUUCAUUGCACAAACGAAACGUUUUCUAAGGAUUGCGGGGAGAGCAUUUAGAGCAUUUAACUAACAAACAUGGAACGACCACAAAAGAUGCCAAAGGUGGCCAAGGUGAAGAACAAAGCACCCGCCGAGGUCCAAAUCACGGCUGAGCAACUGCUCAGGGAAGCCAAAGAACGUGAUUUGGAAAUCUUGCCACCGCCGCCCAAACAGAAAAUCUCCGAUCCAGCUGAAUUGGCUGACUACCAACAGAGAAAGCGUAAAGUUUUCGAAGAUAAUUUGCGAAAGAAUCGCAUGGUUGUAAGUCACUGGAUCAAAUAUGCCCAAUGGGAAGAAUCACAAAAGGAAAUUCAGAGAGCACGUUCCAUUUGGGAACGGGCUUUGGAUAAUGACCAUCGCAACAUUACAAUUUGGCUGAAAUAUGCCGAAAUGGAAAUGAAAAAUAAACAAGUAAAUCAUGCCAGAAAUCUGUGGGACAGAGCGGUGACGAUAAUGCCACGAGUCAAUCAGUUUUGGUACAAGUACACAUACAUGGAGGAGAUGCUGGAAAAUGUGGCCGGUGCAAGGCAGGUGUUUGAGCGAUGGAUGGAAUGGCAACCGGAAGAGCAAGCAUGGCAAACCUAUGUGAACUUUGAAUUACGUUAUAAAGAAAUUGAUCGGGCCAGGGCCAUUUACGAGCGAUUUGUUUAUGUUCAUCCCGAUGUAAAAAAUUGGAUAAAAUUUGCCCGGUUUGAGGAGACGCAUGGUUUUAUACAUGGGGCUAGACGUGUCUUUGAGCGGGCUGUUGAAUUCUUUGGCGAUGAUUACAUUGAUGAGCGUCUCUUUAUAGCAUUUGCCAGAUUCGAAGAAGGUCAAAAGGAACACGAUAGGGCCAGAGUUAUUUACAAGUAUGCUCUGGAUCAUUUGCCCAAAGACAGGACAAAGGAGUUGUACAAAGCCUAUACGAUACACGAGAAGAAAUAUGGCGAUAGGGCAGGCAUUGAGGAUGUCAUUGUCUCCAAGCGAAAAUUCCAAUAUGAACUGGAAGUUGCAACAAAUCCCCAAAACUAUGAUGCCUGGUUCGAUUAUUUGAGGCUUAUUGAAGGCGAAGGAGAUGUUGAUGUGAUACGAGAAACCUACGAACGAGCCAUAUCGAAUGUACCCCCAGCUAAUGAGAAAAAUUAUUGGCGUCGUUACAUAUAUCUCUGGAUAAAUUAUGCUUUGUAUGAGGAACUGGAAACAGAAGACAUGGAAAGAACUCGCCAAAUCUACAAAACGUGCCUCGAGCUGAUACCGCACAAAAAGUUUACGUUCAGCAAAAUUUGGCUAAUGUAUGCUCACUUUGAAAUCCGCUGCAAGGACUUGCAGAAAGCCCGCAAAACUCUGGGCAUGGCCAUAGGCAUGUGUCCGAGAGACAAACUCUUCAGAGGCUACAUUGAAUUGGAGAUACAACUGCGAGAAUUUGAUCGCUGCCGUUUGUUGUAUGAAAAGUUCCUUGAAUUUGGUCCAGAGAAUUGCGUUACAUGGAUGAAAUUUGCAGAAUUGGAAAAUCUUUUGGGUGACACAGAUCGGGCAAGAGCCAUAUAUGAAUUGGCCAUACAACAACCUCGCCUCGAUAUGCCAGAACUGUUAUGGAAAGCCUAUAUUGAUUUUGAAGUUGCCCAAGCGGAAUACGAAUUGGCAAGACAACUGUAUGAACGUCUGUUGGAACGCACCCAGCAUGUUAAGGUUUGGAUGUCAUACGCCAAAUUUGAGCUAACCUCCCAGUUGGAAGGCGAAGAGGAUCAGGAAAUGAAUGUGCGUCUAGCUCGCCGAAUAUAUGAAAGAGCCAAUGAUACUCUGAGACAAUUGCAAGACAAAGAGUCCAGGGUAUUGCUGUUGGAAGCGUGGCGUGAUUUUGAACGUGAAUCCGGCGAUCAACAAAGCCUGGAAAAGGUUAUGGACAAAAUGCCACGACGUGUCAAGAAACGUCAAAAGAUUAUCUCCGAAGCGGGUGUGGAGGAAGGUUGGGAAGAGGUAUUCGACUAUAUAUUUCCAGAGGAUGAAAUGGCCCGACCCAAUCUCAAAUUGUUGGCUGCUGCCAAGAUGUGGAAAAAGCAAAAGGAAACAGUGGAAGAGCCAACUAGCAGAGUUGUUGAAAACAAUGAAACCCCUGCCCAGCCAGAAAGUCAUGCAAAAGGCGAUGAGGGUAGUGAAGAAAUUAUUGCAAAUGAAACGAGUGAUCCAUCGUCGAAUGACAAAAGUCCUAAUGCCGGAUAAAUUCUGUAAGGUUUUGCUAACAAGUUUAGGUUUAAGUUUUGUAAUAAAUUUUAUUUUUAAAUUGA